AUGGCUGAGUCACAGGAGGGCCACAAAGUGUGCUUGCAUGUGUAUGACUUAAGCCAAGGGCUAGCAAAGCAGGUCUCAAUGUCGUUUUUGGGGAAGGCGAUUGAAGGCAUAUGGCACACAGGAGUAGUGGUGUAUGGUAUCGAGUAUUAUUUUGGUGGUGGCAUAUAUCGAGCUCCUGUUGGAACGGCACCAUAUGGGACUCCAAUCCGAAUGAUUGAUCUUGGUGUCACCAAGGUUUCAAAGGAUAAAUUUGAGUCUUAUUUAGAGGAGAUAAGCCCACGCUACACCCAAGAAACAUACAGUUUACUGAAGCAUAAUUGCAAUAAUUUUAGCAACGAAGUUGCAAAGUUUCUGGUAGACACCUCCAUCCCCCAGUACAUUCUCGACCUCCCAAACGAAGUCCUCAGCAGUCCAUUGGCCCCUCUUAUGAUGCCAAUGAUACAAAGUAUGGAGUCUACAUUAAGGGAAGGUGAAGUCCCAAAAGUUUGUCAGUUCGCUCAACCGCUAGGAAUGAACUCCGAAAGCAGCAAAAAUGAAGGCUCGGAUGAUCAAAAGGUUUGUCUGCAGCCACUGGUUGAUCCUCUCGGAAAUGCCAGGAGCCAAGUGCAAGACGAGAUCGCCAAGGAGUUUGCUGCAAUCAGGGCGCAGGGUACGCUUAGCCCCAGUGAAGCUGCAGCACUCGCAACCAAAAACGUGAUGGAAAAAUAUGGUUUCCUGAAUCCCACCGUGGCGCCGCCACCUAAAGAUGGCUAA
Messenger RNA from Cynara cardunculus var. scolymus (artichoke), 753 nucleotides. Its product is annotated as desumoylating isopeptidase 1-like. The transcript has 4 exons. Gene Ontology annotation, molecular function: peptidase activity. The record is from RefSeq and is a predicted model, not a curated record. Bases 1 to 753 code for a protein of 250 amino acids. NCBI's taxonomy places the organism in Eukaryota, Viridiplantae, Streptophyta, Magnoliopsida, Asterales, Asteraceae. Gene Ontology annotation, biological process: protein modification by small protein removal.